This is a messenger RNA of Suillus paluster, 1062 nucleotides long. RefSeq lists its product as uncharacterized. The record is from RefSeq and is a predicted model, not a curated record. Bases 1 to 1062 code for a protein of 353 amino acids. Gene Ontology annotation, molecular function: protein binding; zinc ion binding; histone methyltransferase activity. The transcript is spliced from 6 exons. Lineage: Eukaryota; Fungi; Basidiomycota; Agaricomycetes; Boletales; Suillaceae. Gene Ontology annotation, cellular component: nucleus.
AUGGGUGGAUACCCCGUUGUGACGUGGGAGUCGUAUUCGCAAGCACGACGGCGACUACCACCCAAGUACCGUCUCGCAAAGGACCUUCCUCAUGAGCUCCAAGACCGUGUCAAUGCCCUCCCUCAAUCGUAUAGAGACUCGCCUCAGGCAGCGGUGCUCUUCGAGGCGAUGAUCGACGAAGCGAUGGACAAUGAGCUCGAAGCGCCUCCUAUAUCUGUCGUCAACGACGUCACAGACGAAGGCGCACCACCUUGGGAGUUCGUGUAUACGAAUGAGAUGUGGUAUGGGCAGGGCGUUCCUCCGCCUGACAUGAAGAAUCUGAAGAGCUGCAGUUGCGUCGGGCGAUGCGAUCCCAAGUCUAAGACGUGUGGGUGUGUGAAGCAGCAGCACCAUCAUUUAAAGCCAUAUAUUGCCGAUGGUACUAUACCGAAGAGCUGGAAUGGCGCGCCGUUUGUGUAUGACAGCAAGGGGUGUCUUCAAUGGUCAGGAAUGCCGAUCUUUGAGUGCAACGAUUUCUGUGGGUGCGAUGACGAUUGUCCGAAUCGGGUCGUCCAGAGGGGUAGGAGAUAUGCUGUCAAUAUCAAGAGGACAGAACAUAAAGGAUGGGGUAUCUUUAAUGCCCAGAAGAGGAUUCCUAAGGGAUCCUUUAUGGGUAUCUAUGCUGGCGAGCUGCUGACCAUUGAUGAAGCUGAUCGUCGUGGAGCGCUAUACAACAAGUUCGGACGGACUUACCUCUUUGACAUCGAUUUCCAUCAUCUGGGUGAAGAAGACCCAACGUACGCGGUGGAUGCUUACCAUGCUGGAAAUAAUCACAGUUGUAACCCAAAUUGUGAAAUUGUAGCGUGCUACAUCAACGAAGGCAGUAUCGAGAAGCCACUGUUGACGGUCUUUACGAAGCGAGAAGUCGAACCCUUCGAGGAGCUGUCUUUCUCCUACAUGGGCACCAUUGAUGAUGACACGGUACGUUAUUCAUUACCGGUAAAUGCGAAAGCGAACAAUGAUGCGGUCUACGCGCAGUGCCAUUGUGGGAGCACCAACUGUCUGGGAGUGUUGUUUUCGUAA